AUGACCUUUUGGCAGGCAGGCAGGCACAGCUAUCGCGAAAGAUCGGAACCACCGCGGCAGCAAGAAUGCAGCUGUCAUGUUUGCGGCUCGCAGGCGGCGCGGGAAGCGCGCGAAGAAACACCGGCCGCCGAGGAAACGGUCGAUCCAGAUGAACCCACGUACUGCCUGUGCGAUCAGAUUUCAUUCGGAGAAAUGAUCCUCUGUGAUAACGAUCUGUGCCCGAUCGAGUGGUUCCACUUCAGCUGCGUGUCGCUCAUAUCGAAACCGAAGGGCCGCUGGUUCUGUCCCAAGUGUCGCGGCGACCGGCCGAACGUGAUGAAACCGAAGGCGCAGUUCCUGAAGGAACUGGAACGGUACAAUAAGGAAAAGGAGGAGAAAACAUAGACCGCAGGUUGGAGUUCUUUGAGCGAGAGAUAGGCAGAAAGAGAGGGCAAGUGGCGAAGUGGACGCGUUGAAAUAGCAGAUAUUAAGGACGUAGGACUAAGUGGCCGCAAAUAGUUUUUGAAAUGUUUAACUGUUAUGUCCGGUACCAGCUCCACUGACUCUCCGUUUCUAUCACUCACGCGCCGUCCCCCGGUACGCGCCCCAUCAUCGUUCUCAGUUACAGAGGAGGAACUACGUUUUUUAUUGUUUGCUUUCUAGUUUUACUUAUUUUAUCAUACAACAAUGACACAUUUAAUUUUUGAAGGUAUCAUUAACACGCACAUCGAGGGAGUGUGUGCCCCCAAAACGCCCCAUCAGCCCCGUAGUACCCGCCGGCAUCCGUCUAUCCGUUUACACACAACUGUUCCGUUACGCAUUGGUAGCGAAAAGAUGACGAGAUACAAAUGAUUGAUUGAAAUGAAAACAACAACAUAUUAUAUUUAUGACAC
Anopheles cruzii is the source of this 872-nucleotide messenger RNA. Its product is annotated as inhibitor of growth protein 2-like. The coding region runs from base 1 to 384 and encodes 127 amino acids. Lineage: Eukaryota; Metazoa; Arthropoda; Insecta; Diptera; Culicidae. Gene Ontology annotation, cellular component: nucleus. Gene Ontology annotation, biological process: positive regulation of DNA-templated transcription. The transcript is spliced from 3 exons. The record is from RefSeq and is a predicted model, not a curated record.